AUGUUCCAAUUACCGGCUUGUCUUCAAAGCCGGCGACAGCGCAAUGGCGAGAACUGGUCUACAUUUCCUAUUCGACAACUGUUCAUUUUGGCACUUGUCCGAAUCUGUGAGCCGAUUGCUUUCAUGUCCAUUUUCCCUUACGUCUAUCACAUGGUUGAGUCUUUCCAUGUAACGGAUAACGACCAAAAAAUCGCUAUUUACGCCGGAAUGAUCACUUCUUCUUUCACAUUCGCUGAAUUUACAGCCGGCAUGUUCUGGGGACGGGUUAGUGACCGCAUCGGCCGCAAACCAGUUCUCAUCAUGGGCUUGAUUGGAACAGCAAUUAGCAUGGUUGUAUUCGGAUUUGCGCCCAACCUUGCAACAGCGAUGAUUGCGCGCGCACUGGGCGGAUUGCUAAAUGGCAACAUUGGUGUGCUUCAGACAACCGUGGCAGAAAUUGUGACGGUCAAAGAGCACCAGCCGCGGGCAUACUCGAUCAUGCCUUUUGUGUGGUGCCUGGGAUCAAUCAUUGGCCCGGCUAUGGGCGGUGCAUUGGCCCAACCUUGCGAGAAUUACCCGGGCUUCUUCCAGCGUAACACCCUCUUCGACCGGUUUCCAUUUCUGCUGCCCAACCUGGUGUGUAUUGUCGUGCUGAUUUGCGGCAUUGUGGUUGGAUUCUUGUUUUUGGAAGAAACCCAUCCAGAGAAGAAGCUUCGUCGUGACCCCGGUCGUGAGUUGGGCCAAUGGCUCAUUAACCAAUGCUGGUACUCGCGAGUACAACUUCCGGACGAUUCCGACGUGGGGGUUAAGGAGACAAAGUACUUUACCUACGGCGAUCUCCCACCCGACUAUGAAAGUGCCGAAUCAACGCCCUGCAUUCCUGUUAAUGACGUCGCAACUGAGUGUGACUUGGAGGGGCAGAAAGCUCCUAUCAAAGUGUUUACUCGUCAAAUCAUCUUCACUAUCGUUGCUUACGGUAUUUUGGCAUAUCAUAGUGUAUCUUUUGAUCAGCUGAUGCCGGUCUUCCUGAGCACCCCCGAAUCCAAUGAUAAAGUACAACUACCACUUAAGUUCACUGGCGGGUUAGGUCUACCAACAAAGACCAUUGGCUUCAUGCUAGCUGUACAGGGUAUCUACUCUAUGGUAGCCCAGCUCUGGCUCUUCCCAUUCGUCGUCAAGAACUUUGGAACUUUGCGUACCUUCCGCUUCGUUCUACUUGUUUGGCCGCCACUUUAUCUCGCAGUACCAUAUCUGAUCCUUCUCCCUGCGGCACUGCAGAUGCCGGCUGUAUACCUCGCAUUGAUCAGUAAGAUUACUUUGCAGGUCAUCGCUUUCCCAGCUACGUCUAUCUUGCUGGCCAACUCCGCCCCUUCGAAGGUUCUCGGCACUAUCAACGGUGCAGCUGCAUCUACUGCCAGCCUGAGCCGUGCUUUUGGUCCAACCAUUACCGGCUUUUUGCAUGCCAAGGGCCUUGCCAAUGGGUAUUCUGUGCUAGCCUGGUGGGCCUGUGGCUUGGUUUGCCUCACCGGCGCCAUCGAGAGUUUCUGGAUGGAGGAGACUCCUGAGCCGGAGCGUUUCAAACGCCCUGACUCUCAAGAAAGCGAGGCGGAAAUGAAGCGAGAGACCAUGUCAGAGGUCUCUGUUGGGCAAGAGGAACAACGACUUCUUUCUCUUCGCUCCAGUAUCGAUCAAGAUUAUGAAGUUUCAAACGCUCGAUCUGCAUAA
Molecule: messenger RNA, 1704 nt
Organism: Penicillium taxi
Lineage: Eukaryota; Fungi; Ascomycota; Eurotiomycetes; Eurotiales; Aspergillaceae
Product: MFS transporter
Exons: 3
Coding region: 1-1704 (567 amino acids)
Biological process (GO): transmembrane transport
Molecular function (GO): transmembrane transporter activity
Source: RefSeq, a predicted model, not a curated record